Melopsittacus undulatus (budgerigar) is the source of this 885-nucleotide messenger RNA. It is a transcript of the gene MPC2, whose product is annotated as mitochondrial pyruvate carrier 2. Gene Ontology annotation, molecular function: pyruvate transmembrane transporter activity. The transcript has 5 exons. Gene Ontology annotation, cellular component: mitochondrial inner membrane. Bases 16 to 687 code for a protein of 223 amino acids. Gene Ontology annotation, biological process: pyruvate import into mitochondria. NCBI's taxonomy places the organism in Eukaryota, Metazoa, Chordata, Aves, Psittaciformes, Psittaculidae. The record is from RefSeq and is a predicted model, not a curated record.
GCCACGCCCCUCUCCAUGGGGCACCACCCCCCGGCGGAGCCCCGCCCCCGCCGGGAAGGAGGGGGCGGCAGCUCUCCGAGACUACAGGCGUCUCGCGGGAGCCGGUACCAGCCUCUCGGGGGGGGGAAGGUCUGGUCUGCCCUGCCCUGCCCCUCCCCUAAUGGGGUGUUGUGGAAAUCAAGAAUAACAUCACCCCGCUUGGCUUCGUCGGCCAAACCUGCUCUAGAGCCCAGCUUUAAAGCUGGCCACCUUGGGUUUGGGCGUAUAGUCGCAGUUUGCGGUUUCCGCAAGUCGGCCAUCUUGAAUGGGAGGGUGAAGCUUCUCCCGGCAGCCAUCUCUGAGCCGGGCGCUCGUGCCUUUCUCAAAGACUGCCGGAAUAGAGCGCGCUGGUAUCAGCUCUUCUCACGAGGUGGAGGUCCCAAAACAGUUUUUUUCUGGGCACCUCUUAUGAAAUGGGGUUUGGUAUGUGCUGGAAUGGCUGAUAUGACCAGACCAGCAGAAAAGCUCAGCACAGCACAGUCUGCAGUGUUAAUGGCCACAGGCCUUAUUUGGUCAAGGUACUCUCUAGUUAUUAUUCCUAAGAACUGGAGUCUGUUUGCUGUAAACUUCUUUGUUGGCUGUGCUGGUGGUUCUCAACUCUACCGAAUAUGGAGGUAUAAUCAAGAGCUAAAAGCAAAACAAGAUUAGCUGCAACAAAGAGAUGCUUAACCCACAGGUCAAAUCCAGCAACACACAAACCCUUCCCCAUGGGACCUAGCUUCACUAAUUUUAAUGUUUUUUGAGAAUGAAAGAAGAAAUUGAAAUGUUUAGAGAGCAAGUGUUUUCUAAGUACAAAUAACAAAGUAUCUCUGUAAACUUAAAUAAAGUGCAACCUUUUAAACUGAA